Messenger RNA from Aspergillus fumigatus Af293, 153 nucleotides. RefSeq lists its product as uncharacterized. The record is from RefSeq and is a predicted model, not a curated record. Lineage: Eukaryota; Fungi; Ascomycota; Eurotiomycetes; Eurotiales; Aspergillaceae. Bases 1 to 153 code for a protein of 50 amino acids. The transcript has 3 exons.
AUGGACCUCCUCCAAAAACACGGCCACCUCAAACAUGACCGUCGCAAGUCCAGCGCUCGGAAAGAGGAGGCUGAGCUGCGGCAUCAGCAGACGCAGCAGCGUAUGAGACGAUCGACUGGGGAGAGUUUAGAGAAGAGGGAGCUACAUGCGUAG